AAGACUGCGCAGAAAGUUAUUUUUUAUUUCCAAUACUUCCAAACAGCUGUUUGAUUUUUUUAAUUUUUAUUAUAUUUGCCUAGUUCCUGAAGUUUUUUUAUAGCAUUCCGUUGACUUACCAGAAGUGCGUGCUAUGUAGUAAUUAUUUACUUUUAAAAUUAUUAUCAGAGUAAAAUAAUUGUGAAAUGGGCGAAAGUAAAGUGUUUCUAGUAAUUAUUUAUGUUAGUCAAAUGUUUGACUUUGUGUGACGUCAUAUCCAGGCGUGGUGAAAAAUGGCUGUUUCCCUAGAGGAGAUUAGAAUGAUAAGAUUGUUAAUUCGCAUGAAUGCGUAAAUAAAUAUAUGUCUAAUGGAGAAAUACUGUAGUUUUAGUAGUGAAUUUUUCUUGUGUUCUAGCUGGAGGCAUAAACUGCCGCUCGAGCUUCAGAACCGAUGAUGGGUACAUAAGACAUGGAGCUCAAUCACGAGUGUAAAAUGUAGUUGCUUUUUUUGUAAAGUGACAGAUGCAACAGAACAUACCCCACUCAUGUAGCAGUUUAGUGUAUUUAAUUUGGUGUAGUAGUUUAGUAGUGAACUGUGCCUAACGUCGUGCUGUGCAACAAUGUGAUAAAACUUGGUGAUAAACAUUUUGAAGCACUUCAGAAAUUAACGAACUCCCUUGUGGCCGGUCGUUGGCCACAGUUUCUAAACUAGACGUGUUGUGUUUGGAUCCGUCGCCAUGUCGUUCCUGAGCAACCUGAAGAAGGUGCUGCAUCUCGGCAGCGGAAAUGAAGCCAAGAAAAAGAAAGUUUUCAACAACAUCAAGAUGGACACAGACCCUGAGGAAUUCUGGGAAAUGAUUGGUGAGCUGGGAGACGGUGCCUUUGGGAAGGUUUACAAGGCUCAAAACAAGAUAGGCAAUAAUCUAGCAGCAGCCAAGAUGUGUGCCAUUGAGGGUGAAGAUGACUUAUCUGAUUUUAUGAUUGAGAUAGACAUACUGUCGGAGUGCAAGCACCCCAACAUUGUUGGUCUUCACGAAGCAUUCUUCUUUGAGGGGAAGUUGUGGAUGCUGAUUGAGUACUGCGACGGCGGGGCUGUGGACUCCAUCAUGGUGGAGCUGGAGAAGCCUCUGAACGAACCGCAGAUUGCGUACAUUUGCCAGAACAUGUGCGAGGGUUUGGUGUUCCUGCACAACAACAAGGUCAUACACAGGGAUCUGAAGGCAGGAAAUGUGUUGCUGACCAUGCAGGGUGGAGUCAAACUGGCGGACUUUGGAGUAUCGGCAAAAAACAAAUACACGCUCCAAAAGCAUGACACAUUUAUCGGCACACCUUACUGGAUGGCACCAGAAGUGGUCUUGUGCGAAACAUUUCGUGACAAUCCAUAUGAUUUUAAGGUGGAUAUCUGGUCUCUUGGCAUCACGCUCAUAGAGUUGGCUCAGAUGGAGCCCCCGAAUCACGAGAUGUCCCCCAUGAGAGUGUUGCUUAAGAUACAGAAGUCCGACCCCCCUAGGCUCGACCAGCCCUCCAAGUGGUCUCGAGACUUUAAUGAAUUCAUUUCAAAAUGUCUUAUCAAGGAUCCCAGUCAGCGACCCACCGCAGAUGAAUUGCUCAAGUUAUCGUUUAUAAACUGCACGCUGGACGCGAAGCCAGUCAGGGACCUGCUCUUGGAGUACAAGGCCGAGGUGGUUGAGGAGGAACUCGUCGACGACGAAACUGAGGAGCACCGUGCCUCGCAGCUGCCUCUGGAGCUGGAAACAAACGAAGAUGACUCAACCUCCAUUAAGAGUGACAGCGACCUGAAGAUGCUGGAUGCUGGGUCUCGGGAAGGACCAAAGGACCAGGCAGACGGAUUGAAAAGGGUUGCAGAAAAACAGGAAGAAGAAGGGGAGAGAAAGAAAUUAAAGAAAGAGGAAGAAAAGCAGUAUGAAGAAGGCGAAAAGACAACAUCGCAGGGCAGUAAGAAAUCAUCAGAGGUCCUAGAGAAAAGACUGUCGAGAGAGAAGGGUCCUGCUCCCCCGCCUCCCGUCAUGCCUAAAACCGAGGAGCAGUCGUCUGGUCCUGGCAAGUCUGUGACCAGUGUGGAGAAAGAGACCCGACGUUCGAGUGAUGAUUCUGGUCCCUCGCCCAGCACCCAGUCAUCCGCGUGGCAGUCCGUUGACGCUCCGUUCGUGGUCAAGCCCGAGAGAGAGAAGUCUGAUGGCCAUGACAGUUCCCCCACACCACCUCCCUUGGUUGUGCUUUCCCCACCGGAGGAUGUGAAGACUGGGACCAAGACAUCGUCCACUCUUGUGGUGCCUUGUGUGGAGCCUGCGACUGAACCGAAGACUACAUCUGCGACAGUGACUACAUCUGCCACCGUGACUUCAUCUGCCAACGUGACUUCAUCUGCCACCGUGACUUCAUCUGCCACCGUGAAUUCAUCUGCCACCGUGACUUCAUCUGCCACCGUGACUUCCCCUGCGACUGUGAUAUCUGAGACCACGACUCCAUCUGUAACCAAAUCCACAUCCGAGACCAGGAUAGUACCUGAAAUUAAAACAUUAUCUAAAGCGACCACUCCAGCUGUAGUAGCUGGGGUCACUACUGCAGAUGCCAUUGGUAUAUCAGAUAGCAAGAAUGUAGUUGCAGGACAGGAUAAGGAUGCAAGAACCCCUUCAAAUGAUGUAAUUGUGGUCUCUGCAUCAUUGCCUAUAAAGGAAAUGCAGCAGCAGGUAGAUACGCAGUUGAACAAGUCCACCAUAACAAUAACUUCAGAUGUGCCAGAAGAUCUGAGCAACGCCCUAAACACAGUGACUCAGGUGACGGUGGUCACCACCACACACCCUCCCGUCUUGCUGCCGCCCAUCGACCAGGUCUCGGGCCAGCCGCCCUCCCUCGCCAGACCUGCCGACGAGGUGGUGAUCGUCGCCAACGAGACCAACAAGACCCAGAUCAACGAGUCUUCGACGGACGACGACCUUUACCACUCCCUGGACUCCCUGGAGUGCGUGGGCCAGCGGCUGGAUGAGAGCGAGGUGUUCAUCGUGAACUCGAGCAUCGUGAGUGGCGGUGACGAGAACGCCAGUGCCCGCGACGUGAUCCACAGGGACGCCAGCUACGUGUCGGUGGUGACGGUGGGUGAUGAAGAUGAAGAGGGGGCAGAGGACAAGGACCGGGUUGGGAACGUGGUCAAGAGGCCGGCUUACAGCUCCCAGAGCGAUGUGUCGCAUGUGUCCAUCGGCCAUAGCUACAGCAGCAAGAGCGAUUCGGGAACGGACGAUGAAGCUGGCCGCACGUCCAUCAUCGUAGAGGGCAUGACUAUAGAGUCUACAGAUGUGGACCAGUUCACAGAUGGCCAACCUUCCGCAGUGAAGAAAGUGAAUGGCGAAGCUGUGAGGCCUCCGUUGAGAGAGAACGAGGAUGUGUUCAUCGUAGUGAGCAAGUCUCGCAAGAGAGAGAAGACUGCAUCUAAGGAGGAGCAGAGAUCGUCUCCAGAGCAUUAUGAUGCAUCGAUAUCGCACUCGGACAGUGGAUCUACGAGAAGUAGCGGCCACCUGACGCCUCCUUCGUCCACUGUCCGCUCUCUGGACAGGCUAGAUGCAGAGAGUGUGUCAACCACAAUCAGCCAGGACAGCCAAGGAAGCAACAAGGAGAACCACCUAGACAACCGCCCUGACGAUCUCGAUGGUGUGGUGUUGCGGCACAAGCCUGAGUACAGACAAGAACCUCGCAGAACUGCACGCACGAAAGAGGACAUAGCAGUAAUGAACCUGAAGAAAAAGACUCGUAAGAGGACACGUAAAUUUGAAAUAGAUGGUGUGGUUGUUACCACUACAACAAGCAAGGUCAUUUAUGGUGAUGAUGAAAAUGGCAAUGUGUAUGAUGACCACAUUUUCAGGAAGCAGGAGCUGCGGGAGCUGAAGAUGCUGCAGAAGCAGGAGCAGAAACAGUUCCAGGACCUGUCCUUCAAGGCUCAGCUGGCCCGCGAGCAGCAGGAUAAGCGGUUCGAGCAGGAUAGGAUAGCACUGCUGCGGGCAUACGAGUCUGACUUGGACACACUCAGCAGGCAUCAGAGGCAGCAGGUGGAGAGGGCUACCACUCAGCAGGAAACCGAUCUUCGCAUGUCCUCCAAGAAGAUUCGUGGCGAGCAGGAGCGAGAGCUAAAACAGUUCAGGGAUGGUUUGAAGCAAGAGCUCCGGCUACUCAAGCAGGAGGUGGAUCUGAUGCCCAAGGACAAGCGCAAGAACAUAUUUCGCACGCGCAAGGAGAAACUGGAGGCUGAUCAUGAAGAAAGGGAGAAGGCGUUCUUGGAGAAGUUGAAUGAGACCCAUGAGUCAUCCUUGAUGAGGCUCAAUGAAACUCACAGAGAAAAGAUUGCUCUCAUGGAGAAGCAGUUCCUGCAGCAGAAACAGCAGCUGAUGCGAUCCAGGGAGGCAGCAUUGUGGGAGCUGGAGGAAAAGCAGAUUCAUGAGAGACACCAGCUGUCCAAGAGGCAGCUCAAAGACAUCUUCUUCCUGCAGCGCCAUCAGAUGCUGUCUCGCCAUGAGAAGGAGUUGGAGCAGAUCAAGCGGAUGAACCAGCGCAAGGAGGAAGAGCUGCUGAAGGGACAAGCGGUCGAGAAGAGGGCGCUACCAAAGCGUAUCCGGGGAGAGAUGAAGGCUCGCGAGAUGAUGUUCCGUGAGUCCAUGCGCAUCAGCAUGAGCAUGCAGCCCGACCCUGAGGAGGAGCGCGAGAGGCUCAAGAAGUUCCAGGAGAACGAGAAGAAGCGGUACCGCGCUGAGCAGAUGAGGUUCGAAGUGAAGCACCAGCGGCAACUGGAGGAGCUGCGAGCGACGUGCGAUGCCACCAUCAAGGAGUUGGAGCAGCUGCAGAACGAGAAGCGGAAGAUGCUAAUGGAGCACGAGACAAUGAAGCUCAAGGAACAAGAGGAAACGUACAGCCGUGAACUUAAGGAAUGGAAGGCUCAUUUAAAGCCACGCAAGCAGAGGCUGGAGGAGCAGUUUGCUCAGCAGCUGGAGGAGCACGAGCAGGUGCUGGGCUCGCCCUCGCUGCUGCCCGCCGACCUGCCGGCGCUGCCCCCCGCCCCUCACCUCGCGGGGUCCACCCGCAGCAGCCUCUCCUCCGUGUCCGAGGGCUGACCGGCGCGUCUCUUCCCUUCCUGGUUCCGCUGGCACGCACGGCAUCAAGCUUCACUAGUCAUCUAUCCAGCAGGGGAUGUCGGUCUUCACAGAGUUGGAAACAAUUCAAUCCCAGUUACAUAUAUAUGAUGGUGCAUUUUUGUGAAACGUUUUGGACAACUCGAUUCUGCAUUACCAGUGUUUUUUUUAUGGCCCUUGGUAACACUGCCAUUAAAAGUAAAAAAAAAAAAAGCUUACGGAAAUAUGAUAGUAUAUAGCUUUUUAAAGUUGUUGAUUGAAGCAGGAUAUCUAAUGACAGAACAACUGUAAUCUAACAUGAUAAAAUAUUUAUAAAUAAUCGCUGGGAAAAGUAAAAUUUUUAUUUUGAGAGUUGUAGCAAAGUAGUUACAUGAAAGUGUGUAACUAGGAUCAUUGUGUUCUGUGGACGUGAUGAAUUAUGGUUUUUUUUUUUUUUUUUUUUUUUUUUUUUGGAGCUGAAAAUAUUUUCGAAAAUUUUCAAAGCGUGAUAUUAUUUGGAAGGCUUUAUUAUUGUUUUGUAAUAUAAUUACUAUACCCCAUGGCAUGCUUAAGAAUGUUUUGUAUACUGCUGUUAAUAUAAUUUCAUCAAUUUUAUCUCAAACAAAUAACUAACACUAUUAUCUGUUACAUUAGAUAUUGGUUGAAUUAUGGUAAACUCGAGUCACUCUAGAGGAGGUUGGUUGCCCCCAAAAAUAAGUUAAAUAUUCCCUUGUGUACAAUUUGUAGAAUAAUAUUAAUCUCAUUACAUUCAUGCCGUUAAUAAGCCUCGGGUUUGACAUUUAUUUUUAAAGACUUCACUUCCAAUUUACUACGUCAUAAAUAUAGCAAGAAUCAAAAAAUAACUUAUACAGAAAGAGAAACUAUGAUAAAUUGCCAAAACUAUUUUGUGGAAGUGCAUUUUUUAAUUUAAUUUACGGAGCAUUUAGUUUGCAAAUAAUUUUAGUUGUGCUUCACUAUCCAGCGAUUCUUGGUUUAGCAAGAAAGAUUGGCUAGUCAUUAUUUUUUUAUAAAUAAAUUGUAAUUUUUUCAGUGCAUGAUAUUUUGAAAUGGGUGCACCCAAUCAUGUAGUUUCUUCACGAGAAAUAAAUUAAAAAUAUAUGCUAUAAAUAAUAUUAAGCAUAUUAUUCACAUUAUUCCUGAAAUUACAACUUACAUCAUCUUUAUUGUUCAAAUCUUAAUUUCUCAAUGUGAGAUUUGUCAUGUUUCAGUUCAAAUGUAAUUUACUCUUUUAUACUCUUCAUUAGCUAUGCAGUUAUGAAAGAACCAUUAAUGGUUUAUAACAUCAUCGAUCAACAUGUCAUUAAACAAUCCAGUAAUUAAUUUUUCUAAUUAAUAAAUUUUGGUACAAAAACUUCACACAAUUUUAACCUUUAAAAUUAACUCAAUUAACACAACUGUUCAUUUUAUGUAAAGACAUUCUAUAAACAAUUUAUUUAACAAAAGUAAUUAGUGUUGCCGUGACCAUUUUAUCAACAAACUUAAUCAAUUCAAACACUGCUGCAAUAGAGUAUAAUUUUACUCCCAAGAUUCUGGAGCUGUCCCAAUAAAAACUGGUCUGGCAUGAUGAAAGAAGAUUAAUUAUUAGCUCUAUGAUGGUAAGAGUAGGGAAAUGUCUUCGUAUUUAUUUUUUAAGGGAAUGCUUUUAGCUUUUUAGACUUACAGUAUGUAUUUUUGUUUAUUCUAUGUUGAAAGUAAAUGGAAAUGCAGGAUUGCACGCUAAAGUGGAUAUCAGUGAUAAAUUUUGCAAAGUAGCAAGUGUGAAUGAAUUUUAAGUAUCUAAUGUCUUACAUUAAGCAAGGGUGUUAAUACUUUCUGUCAUUAUCUUCAUCUUUCUUUCAAAGAUUUUUAGGUUCUCAUCUUUUGCAAAUUUCCUAUGUUAUGCUGCAUGGGAAACUGGAUAUUUAACUAGAACAGACUCAAUAUAAUGUUAUGUAUCUGGUUUUAACUCCACUUGAUGCCUGACUAACGUACUUAUCUUGACUCUAUGGCAAAAAAAUUGCAUCAAAUCAUCCAUCUCUACAUUUUGUGUACAUCUUACUGGUAAGUUUAAGGCAAGGUUUAUUUAUAUAUUUAUGAAUCACAUGUGAAAUAGUAAAUCUAACGAAACACCAAUCUGAGUUAAUUGUUUUACACAAGCAAAAACAUUUUACCAUGUUUGUUACAGUAUUUGGCAGAAAUUGUUUCUUAAAAUUAUAUUAAAUGCUUUGAAAUGUUUUGUUUUGAUAUUUUAUCAUCAUGGACAGACAGAUUAUUAUUUUGAACUUUAACCUGCUCGGCUGUGUUGGUUCUUGCGUUAUGGGCGUAUUGUACACCUAGUGUCUCGUAUGAGCAUGUGGUUUAGUUUGCACAGAGACAGAGGCAACACAUUGGGACCUUAUGUUACUUAGCCAAACUUGUGUACAAUUUAUUUAAACCAGUUACUUUUUUUUUAUUAUUAUCACCUUUGUUAUUCAAACAUAUUAUAAGCUAGCACCUCAACUUAUUACACAGUUGUCAAAAUAACCAAAUCUACUCGAAUAAGCCGCUAUUGGAUAAUGUCACACUGAAAUUGUACAGCUGGUGAUAUUCUUCGUAUUGACACGUACAGUAAUAUUUUUAUGGACGUUACUCAUUUCAAAUAAGUAGUUGCAUUAACCGUUACAUGUCUUGAAGAGUAUUUUUAAUGGAAGAUUUUCUUCCCAAUGAAUUUAUAUAAUUUCAGCAUCUUGUGGUUUUCUACAAAAAUUUGACUAAACUGUUUAGGGACUUAGCGAUUAAGACAACACAAUUUUAGUGAGCAAGAUUAUUCAGUUAAUGUUCCCAAUGAAGAAGAAUUCACAAUAUGUAUAUGUUGCCUCUGCUACUUUAUUUUAUGUAGAAGUCAGAAAAAAAUUCAUCAUGAUGUUGCAUGUAAUUGUAUUGUUUUUUUUGUUUAUAGAUAAAUUACUGCCUUCAUAAAUUAAUGAGAUUAAUGAUUGACCAAAGGGUGAUGUUUGUAAAUGUCACAUUGGCAGGUUGUUAUGAAUUAACUUUAGAGGAUAUGAUGUUGCAUAUAGUGUGUGCAAACAUGUGAAUCAUUAAUCACUGGAUAAUCAUUUUAGCAAUAAUGCUUUCAUGUAAGUAGGAUGAUGUUCAGUGUCUGGUUACAGUGCUUUGAAACCAAUUGAAAUGUGUGCGUGUUGGUAGCCUUUAUAAAUUUAGUGUACUUAUGUGCAUAGCCAACUAUGUAAAUCCUUAAUUUUUUGCUUUCAGUGUGUAUGCUUUAUUGUUAUCCAUUAAGCUAAUGUUAAGUAAAACAUACAUUGUGGUGCUUACCUACCUGGCACGUGAACCACACUUACAAAAUGUUUUGAGAUUUUUUUUUAUUAUUUUUUAGAGAAGUCAGCUUUUGAUCAUUUGUACUUAUUUAAUUUGCUACAUAUAGAAGUGCGCUUAAAACUACAUAAAAAAAAGUAUUUACUUUGAUAUAUAAAAUUUUACAAUUUAUAAUGUAAUUUAGUUUUAAAAGACGUGUGUCAGUGUAGUGCCUCGCAGGUAGUCGCAAGUAGGUGCCAGUGUUCAGUGCUUGCGGGCCUCUACUGGGAACGAGCAGCGCAGCAAGAGAGUGCAGUGUUGACAACCUUAGCAUUGCCCUGGUUGUUAGGCUCUCCGUACGAGCAGUGUUUGCUUCUGCCCAGACGUUGUGUAGGUUUGCAUUUGGAAUAGAAUAUGCAAUGUUAGUUCUCAUGCUGUGUACAAACAAGUGUGAACAUCCAAAAACACUUGUCUUCAGAAAUUUGUAGUAAAAGCCUGAGGCGAACUUUCUCGUUAUAACAAACACCAAAUGUUGUUUCAAUUAGAAGUAGAUAAGUGUAACACAACAAAAUGCAUUUUGAUUUCUCUACAGCUAACUAUAAUUUUGUUUUUUAACAAAGAUGUUGAAUUGUUUUACUACCCUGUUAGUUGUUUGCCUCACGUCCUUUAUUCGAAGAUUAUCUUUCAUCACUAAUUACUUAUGUAAUAUUGAAGUCACAACUUCACAUCAUGUGCAGUGUGAUGGGGAAAAGGUGGGGGGGUUAGCAAAAUGUAUUGAAGAAAUCCUUUUCUUGCAGAAACCACACACAAUGAAAGGAGAAACUUGUUUUAGCUGUAUAACAAAUUAGCUUGAUGGAGGUUUUGACUGUAGUUUUAAACACCAUAAAAGCUGUUUGAGAGAAGUAUUACUUUGUUUGAAUGUAAUGUUUGAAUAUGUGUAACCAUCAUUCCUUAACUUUGUUACAUUCAUGGAUAAUCAAAUAGUUUUGCCUUAACUUUUGUGUUCUCUGUGUAGUGUUUUGCCUCCUGUGUGGUAAACUACCUAGCUGAAUGCAGCACUCAGUGGCCACGAGAUGAUCCUUUACUCUGUUCUCUAAGGAAACUGUUUACUCUUGAUAAUCAGUGUUGCAGAUGAGAGCAUUAUUGUUUUUAGACUUCAGAAAUUGUUAUGACGACUUAUGUAAAAAUGUGUAUAGUAAUGGGACUAGUGUUGUACUAAGGAAGCGUGGGGGGAAAGAAAAAAAAAACAUUUCAUGAAUUGAAGUCUGUGGUACAGUAUUGAGUCUUUAGAUCGUUACUUUUAAAACUUUUUGUAUAUACGUAAGCAUAUUGUAAGAUAUAUAUAUACUAUAUUAAAAAAAAUAUGUACAUUGGUUUGUUGAUAUUUUCUACAAGAAGCUAUGUAUGUGUAUAUGCGUAUGUAAUCUGUCCGUUAGCAAUAUUCUGUGAACACAGUUGACUAACUUUCAACACCCUGUUAUAAAUAUUGUAACAUACACACACAAAGAGAGAAUCUCUAACUUUUGUGUAGCGCCCAAACUCUUGUAAGAAUAUUAAAUUCGAAGAGUUUGUAUUAACUAUUAAUAAAUUACCAAUUUAACUGUA
Messenger RNA from Bacillus rossius redtenbacheri, 9992 nucleotides. RefSeq names its product serine/threonine-protein kinase 10 (gene Slik). The coding region runs from base 717 to 5096 and encodes 1459 amino acids. Lineage: Eukaryota; Metazoa; Arthropoda; Insecta; Phasmatodea; Bacillidae. The transcript is spliced from 24 exons. Gene Ontology annotation, molecular function: ATP binding; protein serine/threonine kinase activity. Gene Ontology annotation, biological process: protein phosphorylation. The record is from RefSeq and is a predicted model, not a curated record.